AUCUGCGCCCUUACUAGGCGCCGUAUUGCUGAUGGGGGAGAAUUAGAUGAAAUACCAAGAAACGACAUGCAAUAAAGGCGGGAGUGUAACGGGGAAAACAUUGGUGAGUGUUAACCGACCGGGGAAAAUGUAAGAAGGGACGCGAUUCCUUUCCCUGCCGCUGCCGCUGCGUGUGAGGAGCCUCCAUACCUUCGCCGGAGGAUGCUGCGUCUGUGAACCAUUGUACCCGAGCAUAAUCCAUGCAGUGUCUUGGAUCGCAUCUCCCGGUGAUAUUUUCAGGGAUAUAAGGUGAUAUGCGCAUAGGUUAUCAAGGCUCAGGAACGCGGUAAAGGCGUUUUGAAGGUUCCCAGUGUCUGUGAAUCCGGACUAUUUUGCGCGCAGUCUUGUUCAGUCGCGUCAUCGCCGACUUCUGUUAGACGCAAAGAGAAAAAAAGAAAGGACUUGAUAGUCUCCUGACUCUUAAAUUAUUCAGGUAUACCGCUUCUUCGCGCUCAACAUAUGCUCGACUCUUUGUCUUACAUCCUCCGUGCAUGAUCUUAAAACAAGAUCCCCUAAGUGGUGGUGACACGGAUGAAAGCCGAUGGCCAAGCUCCCCCAAUUUCCUCAGAAGGGGGAUGCAACCUAAAAUAACCCCGGUGCCAAAUGCUUUUUGCACAUCGCAAGGCGAGGGAGCCCUGAAUUUGUGACACGGCUUCUCUGGAGACAGUGUCCGUCCCUGUCCCCUCUCUCGGAGCCCGGACAUCGACGACUUUAAUGGCUUUUGUGUUCAGGAGAUGGAGGGUCUUACUGGUGCUGAACGUGCUCGCCGUGGCCGGUUUCAUGACUUUCUGGGCCAAGUGCAAUACACGUAGCGUCCCGGCCGUCGGUCAGGAGGCUACGGCUGAUGGGAAGAGGCCCCGGGGCAACGGGACGGCGCAGCAGGGCGCCGGCAUUAGUCAUGAGGUGCUGCUCAAGAGACUCGGCUCUCUGGAGGACGUGGUGUACAGGCAAUUAAAUGGUCUUUCUAAAUCUCUCGGCCUCAUUGAGGGCUUUGGGGGUCGAGGUAAAGGUGGCCUCCCUGCCACCCUGUCACCAGCUGAGGAGAGUGAUGCAAAAUACCUGAGGGAGAAGUAUGGAUAUAAUGCCUACCUCAGUGACAAAAUCUCUCUGGAUCGGACCAUCCCAGACCACCGUCCCAGCAAAUGCAGGAAGGUCAGCUACCCGAGAGACCUCCCCCAGAUCUCCCUCAUCUUCAUCUUCGUCAACGAGGCUCUGUCAGUGAUCCUCCGCUCAGUGCACUCAGCUGUCAAUCACACACCAGCUCACCUGCUCAAAGAGAUCAUCCUGGUGGACGACAACAGCGAUGACGAGCAACUCAAAGGACCACUGGAGGAAUACGUGAACAAGCGCUACCCCGGCCUGGUGAAGAUCGUCAGGAACCAGAAGAGAGAGGGGCUGAUCCGCGCCAGAAUCGAGGGCUGGAAGGUGGCCAGUGCCGAAGUGACAGGCUUUUUUGAUGCCCAUGUGGAGUUCACUCCUUCCUGGGCCGAGCCAGUUCUGGCCAGAAUCAAAGAAGAUCACAAGAGGAUCAUCUUGCCCUCCAUUGACAACAUCAAACAUGACACGUUCGAGUUGGAGCGCUACGAGAACUCAGGCCACGGAUACAACUGGGAGCUGUGGUGCAUGUACAUCAACCCGCCCAAGCAGUGGUGGGACGAGGGCGACACCUCCGCACCCAUCAGGAGGGAGGUGCAUGAUGGGAGGUGCAUCGUGUGUGAUGUCAGCGUCAGGAAGGGGACAGAGACAGAGUUUAGUGACAGUGAAGGCUUUUCGAGCUGCUGCACUGACAUCUGCACUCAGCAGCUGCAACGUAGCCCCACCCACCGCCAGGCCCCGGGGCAGACCCAGGACUAUGUAUCUGGCCUGGGAACGCCUUGGGACCCCCAGGAAGAGCUGGUGGAUGUGGCCAUGGAAAGGAUCAUGUGGGCUGACCUCCUCAACCUGCUGCCACCAUGA
Messenger RNA from Myripristis murdjan (pinecone soldierfish), 1995 nucleotides. RefSeq names its product polypeptide N-acetylgalactosaminyltransferase 17-like. Gene Ontology annotation, biological process: protein O-linked glycosylation. Bases 754 to 1995 code for a protein of 413 amino acids. The record is from RefSeq and is a predicted model, not a curated record. The transcript has 9 exons. Gene Ontology annotation, molecular function: polypeptide N-acetylgalactosaminyltransferase activity. Lineage: Eukaryota; Metazoa; Chordata; Actinopteri; Holocentriformes; Holocentridae. Gene Ontology annotation, cellular component: Golgi apparatus.